AUGGAUAAGAAGCGCGGUAGUGUGGUCGCUAGCAUUCACAAGAAACUCGAUGAGAACCGGAAAGGACAAGUGGCCAUUGACGUGUGCGAUGAUGAAUGUGAUGGAGAAGGGACAAAACGAAAGCGGCACCGAAAAAGGAAGGAUAGCGCAGAACUACCGCCGAUGAUGAGAGCACCAAAACAUGUGCACGGUAGUGAUUGGAAGGAUAUGCUCUAUCUAACAAAUCUGCGUCAAAAGAAGGUGAAAUGCGGGUGCGGCAUGGCAGAGGACCAGCACCCACAAGAAACUCGAAAGCCUCUCCAACCUCAUAAGUUUUUAACUCUUCCAGGUGUGGACGACGAAACCACCAACGAGUCAGACAGCCACGAAAUCACCAAGAGUGGUGCCAGGAAAACGCAAGUACCUCGAUGGACCAUCGGAAAGAACACUGAGACCGCGCCGACAGACUCUUACGGAACAAUCGUCUUCGAGGGAUGCGCACAUCAGUCACGUGCGCAAUUUAUCCGAGCCAGUUUUGAUACAGAUCCUGCUGCCCUCAGCCAUUUGCUCCACAACGUCUGGAAUUUGCCUCCACCGAAACUCGUCAUAACUAUCCAUGGCGGACUAACAAAUUUUGAGCUGCAACCGAAGCUCGCGAGAAUCUUUCGCAAAGGAAUUCUGAAAGCUGCUCGCUCUACUGACGCUUGGAUAAUCACUUCUGGCCUAAACAGCGGAGUAGUGCCUCAUGUGGCGUCUGCCUUAGAAGGGCUAAGAUACGAAUACAGUCCGGUCGAAACAACCUGGAACUCGGUAAUCUCAGAUCUUGGUUCGACAUCCCGUUCACGCACCCGAGUUAUCGCAAUAGGCAUAGCACCAUGGGGAAUGUUGAAAAGAAGAAGCCGCUUCGUUGGGACGGGUGUUUCGGUUCACUACGCGCCGAAUCAGUUCAACAAAUCUCGCCUCGCUGAGCUAAACGAUCGACAUUCUUAUUUUGUCUUUGCGGAUAAUGGUACUGUAGGCAGAUAUGGGUCAGAAAUUAUUCUCCGUAAGCGUCUGGAGACAUAUCUAGCGCAACUUCGCUCUUGUUCUAUUCCUGUCGUAUGCGUUGUGUUAGAAGGCGGAGCAUUCACGAUCAAAGUAGUCCACGAUUACGUAACUUCCGUUCCCCGUAUUCCUGUAGUAGUGUGUGAUGGCAGUGGGCGCGCAGCAGACUUGCUGGCUUUCACUCACCACGCGAUUGGCGAUGACUGGAAACUCUCUGACUCUGUACAAAAACAGCUGACUUCUUUGGUAGAGACCGUGUUCAACUACGACGAAAAGAAUUCUAGCAGGACUGUACGGCAGCUUGUUGACUGCGCUCGCCAAAGAAACCUGGUGACCGUAUUUCGUCUUGGCGAGCAGCGGCAAGAUGUGGAUCAUGCGAUUCUGACAGCUUUGCUCAAAGGACAAAAUCUUAGUUCAUUCGAACAGCUACAGCUAGCUUUAGCCUGGAACCGAGCAGAUAUUGCUCGAUCAGAGAUUUUCAAGUUAGGGACUGAGUGGAAUACGCAAGAUCUGCAUGCUGCGAUGAUGGAAGCACUUUGUCUUGAUCGAACUGACUUCGUUCAGCUUCUACUGGAGAAUGGAGUUUCGAUGCAUCGUUUUUUGACGUAUGGAAGAUUGGAACACUUAUAUAACACGGAUAAAGGUCCACCACAUACACUUCGCUCCAAAAUGGGUGUUGCAUCCAAGAGACACAGGCUAAGGCUGACAGAAGUCGGACAUGCAAUGGAAGAUCUCAUGGGACAUGCUUAUAAGUCUAAUUAUACCAAAGAUGAUUUCAAGGCAAAGUAUUUCGUGUUUUCCAAUAGAAGACAUUUAGGAUACCAAAAACCCGAUCGUGAACGAAUACGCUCAGAAAAUCUCAAAGAAGAAAAAGAAACAGAGUAUUCGCUGCGUACAGAUCUCUUGCACACGGCAAGGAAUUCUAUCAUAUCGAUCUUUUCCGGGAGGCACCAAAAUGAUGAGGAAGAAGAAGAGUUUUCGAAUCUGGAAGAUGAAUCGCUUGAUUUCACCUUCAAGUAUCCGUACUCUGAACUUCUUAUUUGGGCCGUGCUCACAAAGCGGCAGGCUAUGGCUAUGUUGAUGUGGAAACACGGCGAGGAAGCCAUGGCUAAGUUGAGAACUACAAUUUGGUAUGGGGCAAAUUUCCUGUUUCCGACUGGUUUGGUGGCAUGUCGCCUCUACGAGUCUCUAGCAAACGAUGCAUCUCAGAAUUAUCUGGAGCUAGAAAUUUGCGAGGAGCUGAGGAAAAAUAGCGAGGAGUUUCGAGUUCUGUCGAUCGAAGAACUGCAGUAUUGCACAGAUCAGGAUAAGGAUCUCACGCUGCAGCUGCUAACUUAUGAACUCACCAAUUGGGGGAACGAAACAUGCCUUUCUUUGGCUGCUUUAAACAAUAACAGACAGUUUCUCGCUCAUCCAUGUUGUCAGCUUCUUUUAUCGGAUCUCUGGCAAGGUGGUCUUCAUAUAAGGAACAACGCCAAUCUCAAGGUGCUAGGAUCCCUUCUCAUGCCAUUCGCAAUAUUUAUGAUGGAAUAUAAGACCAAGGAAGAAAUGAUGCUGCAACCUCAUACCUUUGCAGAACACAUCGAAGACCAACUUUCCGAAAGCGAUUCAUCUCUGAGCGACGAUUCAAGUUAUAGUGACAGCAGUUCGUGUUCAAGUGACCAGGAAGCUCACCACGAGAAAACAACGAGACAGCGUGCUGGCAGCGAAAAAGAUCCUAUGCCAUUGAGCUUUCAGCAGUUAAUGCGUGACAAAUUGCGUUUUUCAAUCCGGAAAGAAUAUCUGUUCAACGGGACAGUCACGGCGUCACCUGUAGAAAGGACUAGAGCGAGAACUAUGUCGUUGUCGGCUAAAAAGAGAAGAUCGAAAAAAGAUCUCGAAACCGACGAAAGCAGUGAGGGACCCGGAGCGAGAUCUCGCCGCCGUUCUUCUAAGAAACACUCGAGCCUCUAUGUCACCCAUCCCGGAGACGAUCAAGAUGUAGAUGAAACCCUGAAAGGAAAAACUGAUGCACCCUUCAAAGAUCGGGGAUAUAUUAAGACAGCGCAACGUUCUAUCUCGUGGCGGCGAAAAAUCCGGGAAUUCUACUCAGCUCCUAUAACAACUUUUUGGUUGUGGUCAUUCACUUUCUAUAUAUUUCUUGUAGCACUUUGUUACACAUUACUGUUGAAGACUCCAAGGUAUCCUUCGUGGGUGGAGUGGUAUUUGAUCUCAUACGUUGUUGUGUGGUUAUUAGAACUAUUACGAAAGUUAGUGAUGAUAGUCAUGAUAGAUCGAAAACAGAAAAUAUGGCAGAAAAUAACUAUGUAUUUCGGAAACUACCGAAAUGGAGUGCUAUUGUUUGCAACAGUAUCCUAUGUGAUUGCAUUUUGCAUUCGAUGUGUACCAUCAUCCAGGAUGACUGGUCGGGUAUUACUGGUUAGUAACUCAGUGCUGUGGUCACUUAAACUGCUGGAUUACAUGCGGGUAUUUAGACAACUGGGACCUUAUAUCACUAUGGCUGCAGAAAUGAUUCCUCGUAUGCUUCCGAUCUUAGCAAUGCUCUUCGUGUCGCUACUAUCGUUUGGUUUGGUUCGUGAGUCUAUAACAUACCCGUAUGAGAGCUGGCACUGGUUACUUAUAAGAAAUAUCUUCUAUAAGCCCUAUUUUAUGCUUUAUGGAGAAGUAUAUGCUCCAGAAAUAGAUACGUGCGGAGAUGAGUUGUGGGAUGUACACAUCGAGGAGGGGGUGCCUAUCAAUUCACCACUACUGAACGUUACUGGCGAUGGUUGUGUGCCUGGAUAUUUUGUAGCACCUCUUUUUAUGACAGUUUUCAUGUUAAUUGCAAACGUCCUUCUGAUGAACACCAUGGUUGCUUGCUGCACCUACGUAUUCGAACACAAUGUGGAGAACACACAGGAAAUCUGGCUGUUUGAACGAUAUAGUCAUGUCAUGGAAUAUGACAGUACACCAUUCAUUCCACCUCCGUUAACCGUCUUGUAUCACUUGUACUGGCUGUUCAGAUGGAUGCGUGUACGAAACUUUUCCAGGAACAAUCUUUUAGAUGCGUCACUGAAGCUUUUUCUUACCGAAGAAGAAGUUGAAAAGAUUCACUCCUUUGAAGAAGAGUGUAUAGAGGAUAUGGAGAAGGAAAAAGAUGUUAGGAAGCAGAGUUCAAACGAUGAACGAAUUCACAGAACUGCCGAGCGAUCGGAUCAGAUAUUGAACAGAAUUAAUGUUGUGGAAAAUGUUAUGAAAGCCGAUGCAAGGAAUAUGGAUUUGCUAAUUAAAGCUAUUGAGGCCCGUCAUAAAGACGAAAUGGACGAGUUGAAGAUGAUGAAUACUCGUUUGGAACAGCUACUGAAGGCUCAUGUGGAUCUUCCAUCAUCGUCUAACGGAGGAGUGACGCCUUUUACGUUGCGUAUCAACAACAAAGAAAGCUCUAAGACAUUAGAGAGAAGAUAUCGACGCGCUCCACCCGGGAUUGGUUUCGAUCCUCCACCGCAAGUGUCUUCUACUAAACGCCGGUCAAUACCGAGGGUUACCAUAGUAGACGAACCAUCAGUGAUUCCCUCAAUCGUACUUGACCUCGUCGACAAGGAUGGCGAUUGUGAAGAGAAAAAAGGAGACGUCGAGAUAAGCUCUGAUAGCGACAAAGAGAUGAUAUCCACAGAAUCUUGCAUUCUACCAACACUAGAAGAACAUCCGCACCAUGGACAACAUCAUGAGGAGUACACGUCUAUUGCCGAUAGAAUAAGAAUAGAUAGGAGUUUGUAUUGUGAAGUUCCUCAUUUUCAUUACGAACCAGAGCCGUUCUGUACAGAGGAGGAGAGUGAAACGUCGACUCGAGAGACUAACAAGAACAGAAGAGCGAACUAA
Molecule: messenger RNA, 4881 nt
Organism: Necator americanus (New World hookworm)
Lineage: Eukaryota; Metazoa; Nematoda; Chromadorea; Rhabditida; Ancylostomatidae
Exons: 43
Coding region: 1-4881 (1626 amino acids)
Biological process (GO): metal ion transport; monoatomic cation transmembrane transport
Cellular component (GO): plasma membrane
Molecular function (GO): monoatomic cation channel activity
Source: RefSeq, a predicted model, not a curated record